Megalops cyprinoides (Indo-Pacific tarpon) is the source of this 1370-nucleotide messenger RNA. RefSeq names its product nudC nuclear distribution protein (gene nudc). Gene Ontology annotation, biological process: protein folding. Gene Ontology annotation, cellular component: cytoplasm. NCBI's taxonomy places the organism in Eukaryota, Metazoa, Chordata, Actinopteri, Elopiformes, Megalopidae. The transcript has 9 exons. The record is from RefSeq and is a predicted model, not a curated record. Bases 105 to 1121 code for a protein of 338 amino acids.
CACACAGCCGCAGGAGCGUGACUGCACGUUUAACUGCGCCUUCGGUGUUUUCGGUUAGCUGUCGCCAAGGAGUUUUUCCCCUUGAAAAUCUGUUAGUGUUUAAGAUGGGUGAUGAUGAAGAGAAGUACGAUGGGAUGCUACUUGUUAUGGCACAACAACACGAAGGUGGAGUACAAGAGCUGGUAAACACCUUCUUCAGCUUUCUCCGACGCAAAACAGACUUCUUCACUGGCGGGGAAACUGGGGCCCCAGAGAAGUUGGUGAAGGAGGCCUUUGCUCACCACAGCCAGUUGGCCCUCAAGGCACACAGGGAGAAGCUCUCCCGGCAGGAAAAGGAGAAGCGGGAGAAGACAGAGAGGGCAGCCAGGCUGGCUGAGGAAGAGGAGGAGAGGAGGAGGAAGAAGGCCAGCAAAGAAGAGGAAGAGCCAAGGAUCAAGGAGCUGACAGACGAGGAGGCUGAGAGGCUGCAAUCAGAGAUUGACCAGAAGCAUGCAGACAAAAAGGAGGAGCUUCCGAAGAGCAGCACAGAGAAUUCAGGAGCUGAGGGGGACAAAGCGUCCGAUUCAGAGGGCGAAGAGGACGAGAAGGACAAGGGGAAGCUGAAGCCUAACGCUGGCAAUGGGGCCGACCUUCCCAACUACAGGUGGACGCAGACCCUGUCAGAAGUGGACCUGCUGGUGCCCUUCGACGUGAAGUUCCGCCUGAAGGGGAAGGAUGUGGUGGUGGACGUACAGAGGCGGAGUCUGAAGGUGGGGCUUAAGGGGCACCCGCCCGUGAUCGACGGGCAGCUGUACAACGAGGUGAAGGUGGAGGAGAGCUCUUGGCUCAUCGAGGAUGGCAAGGUGGUCACCGUCCACCUGGAGAAGAUAAACAAAAUGGAGUGGUGGAAUAAGAUGGUGACCACGGACCCUGAAAUUAACACUAAGAAAAUCUGCCCAGAGAACUCCAAGCUCUCGGACCUGGAUGGAGAGACCCGCAGCAUGGUGGAGAAGAUGAUGUAUGAUCAGAGGCAGAAGUCCAUGGGCCUACCCACCUCCGAGGAGCAGAAGAAACAGGACAUUCUCAAAAAGUUCAUGGCUCAGCACCCGGAGAUGGACUUCUCCAAAGCCAAGUUCAGCUGAGAGGAGCCUGAAGGGUUCCUCAGAGAGAGCUGCCUUCGAACCCGGACCCCUCCAAGCUGCAGGCGUGGAGCGCAGCAUCGCCACUUCCGUCUGGAGAGCAGGAGCUGGCAUUGCCCUUGUCUCUUUGUUCUUGUUGUUAAAGAUAUUAAAUGUUAAGUCUCACUCUGCACCCUGUUGCACCUGUUCAGUGUGUUAGGAAUAUUUAAGGAGAAGAGUUUGGCUUUUUUUUUUUUAAAUAAACAAAUUCAA